This is a messenger RNA of Didymella exigua CBS 183.55, 3864 nucleotides long. RefSeq names its product putative histidine kinase HHK11p. The transcript has 2 exons. The coding region runs from base 1 to 3864 and encodes 1287 amino acids. The record is from RefSeq and is a predicted model, not a curated record. NCBI's taxonomy places the organism in Eukaryota, Fungi, Ascomycota, Dothideomycetes, Pleosporales, Didymellaceae. Gene Ontology annotation, molecular function: phosphorelay sensor kinase activity. Gene Ontology annotation, biological process: phosphorelay signal transduction system; phosphorylation.
AUGUGCGCUGUUCACACUCUGUCGAGCUUCAAGCGCGAGACGCUCCACGCCGACCUCACCCACUCCAAGCUCCUAAGCUACCUCGACUGUGACGAACGCCCCUCCUUCGCGAUUCACGCCGGCACUACACCCCAGCCAGACGAAACCCUCGAACUCGUAUAUAGCAACACGGCACUGAAGACUGAAGAAAGCCUCCUGGCGCGGGUCACGGGACAGCAGGCGGAGGGCGGCCUGUUCGUUGAAAGCGCAGCGCUCCACAACGCCUUCCGCAAUUGGCUGCUGAAUGUUGCAGACGAGUACGAUCUGUCACGACGCGGCAAUGCAUACAUUUUCGAGGGCCAUCUAUGGUCCGCGGUCCGCUUGGAGCAUUACAAGGUCGUCAGCGGCGUCAAGGCGUGGAUGCUGUGGUCGGACCCAAGCAACGCGAAGCUGCGACCGACUCUCGAUCCCAGACAGAGUGGAUCGCCCAAGCAACUCCCACUCGUGGCACAGCUAUCCACUGAGCGAUCGCCUGUGAGAAGCCCUGAUGCCAACUCGGAGUGCAAGGAGAGCUUGCUGGACCCCACGAAUCCCAGCCAGCAUGGACCCUAUGACUAUACCUUCGAUCCACCACCGGUCGCUACCAUGUCCGAGCAUGUCAGAUACUUCCGCCAGACGAACUGGUCACAGACACCACUUGGAGAUAUGGCAUCAUGGUCGUCCGAGCUGCGCUGUGUGGUCAACAUGGUGCUGAACGAUACCUAUCCUGCUGUACUAUACUGGGGCGACCAAGCCAUUAUGGUCUACAAUGAAGCAUACAUACAGCUACUUGGUGUCCUUCAUCCCUGUAUGGGAAAGAGCGCUCGCAUCUGUGCGGGCAACUACUGGCCCACAUUCACUCCGCUUAUCGAACACAUCAACGCAACUGGAGCCUCGUUCCGGGAGCACGACGUACCCUUAUUCAUCGACAGACACGGUUUUCUCGAGGAGACAUAUUGGUCUUUCCAAUUCGUACCCGUGUUAAACAAGGACGGCCACGUUGCGAGCUACUACCACCAUCUCUUCGAGACGACAAAGCACCACCUCCUAGAGCGGCGAGUUGGUAGCUUGGUCGAGCUCGGUAGUCAAACCGCCAAUGCUCGAUCGUUCCAGUCGUUCUGGGACAUUGCCAAGCAGACACUGAGUCUCAACCCAAAGGAUGUACCAUUCGCCCUGUUGUAUUCGGCAGAACAAAGGUAUGAGUCAGACCUUAGCGCUAUAUCCUCGCAAAGUACCAGCACAAGCAAGGUCCUGGGCAGUUGCGAGCUCAAAGGCUCAAUAGGCGUUGAGAGCGGUCAUACUCUUGCCCCGCCCACGAUCGACAUCCACGAGAAUCGCUACGUAUUCCAAUCCUACCUUCUCGAAGCUGCGAGCCAUGAAAAAGCAACAAUCGUUCACCUCGCCGACCUGAACCUCCCUGAGUAUGUACUUGCUGAUGUCGACUGGAAAGGCUACGGCGAUCCGUGUCGCGUUGUGGUCAUUUGUCCCAUCAUGCCCACCACCGGAGACAAUGCACAGAUCGAAGGCUUCGUGAUCCUGGGCAUCAAUCCAAGGAGGCCCUUUGACGAUAAUUACCAGAAGUUUGUACAUUUGAUGAUGCGUCUGAUGGCUACCAGCUUAGCUAGCGUGGCUUUCUUUGACGCUGAGGUCCGGCAGAAGGAGAAAGCUAUUGAGGAUGCGGCAAAUCUGCAACAGCAGUUGUUGAACGAGAUCGAGGCGAAGGAGAAGAAGUUUCAGAGCUUUGCGGAGAGGAGCAACGUCGCUAUCUUCAUCAUGAAUGCUAUGGGCCAGUACACGUACAGGAAUCGACGGUGGUACGACAUGUUCGAAGUGGCAGCUGACGUUGAAGAUGCUAUGCAAGCAUGGCUCAACAUCGUCUUUCCUGAAGACAUUGCCAAGUGCGAGGGCAUUUUUGGCAAAUUGGUUACGGAGAAGAUUCCCGUCCUCUUCGAACUGAAGACGAAGAUGCUAUGGUCACCGCCACCUGAACUCGAGCAGCCCGAGUGCGAAGACUCACAGCACCAUAAGUGGAUCCUGUGCUCUGCAUACCCCGAGCUUGGACCUAACGAUGAGCUCCUCGAAAUUGUGGGUAGCGUCACCGACAUCUCGAAACAGAAGUGGGCCGAAGGCAACCAAAAGAUUCGAACUGAUAGCGCUCUGGAGAGCAAGCAGCACCUCGAGCAUUUCAUCGACACGACAUCGCACGAGAUGCGCAAUCCUCUGUCGGCGAUCAUGCAGUGUGCCGACGGUAUCCUGUCUUCUUACUCCUUCAGCGACGGCAACCCACCGAGUCCCGCGACUUACUUUGAUCUCCUCGAUCAAACGCUAGAUUCGGCACAGACGAUCGCGCAAUGCGCGCAGCACAUGCGGCACAUCGUUGACGACAUUCUUACCAUAUCCAAGCUUGACUCUGGCCUACUCGUCAUAACACCUGUCGAUGCCCAGCCUGAAAGUGUGGCCAAGCAUGUCGUCAAGAUGUUUGAUUCUGAGGCCAAGGCUGCAGGCGUCAAUCUAUCAUUUUUCGUAGACCAAUCUUACCGCGACCUAGGGGUAGACUGGGUCUCACUGGAUCCAACGCGAGUCCUGCAGGUACUCAUCAAUCUUCUGACCAACGCGAUCAAAUUUACACGACUGGAGACUAAGACGCGCAACAUCACAAUCACGCUUGCGGCUAGUGCGGCGGAGCCUGUGUCGACACCUGGUGGUGUUCAGUUCAUUGACACGAAACUUGUCGGAGAGAACCACCACUUGGAGCAGGACUGGAAGCAAGGCAACACAGACUAUAUCCAAUUUUCAAUCAGCGAUACCGGUCGUGGCUUGACUCAAGAACAGACAACAUCGCUCUUUCAACGCUUCUCCCAGGCCUCGCCUAGAACACACGUCCAUUACGGCGGCUCAGGCCUCGGCUUAUUCAUCUCGCGACGAUUGACUGAACUCCAGGGUGGCUCCAUAGGUCUUGCAAGCAAGUACAAAGAGGGAAGUACCUUCAGCUUCUACAUCAAAGCUCGACGCGUGAAGCCUACCAUGCUCCGGAAGAGCAGCCUACCGGACGUCUUCCCUGAAGACAUCAGACACCGCAGCCAGAAGUCGACCCUAACCCUUCCACGUGACUCAUCACCAGUCAUCCCCGAGGUUGCGCGCGAGAACAACCAAUCUCUGCGCCACGAGCAUGCCAGCCCAGACCCAUCCACUCCACCAGCCAUCGUCGAACCAUCUCCGACGACCUCUGUCCGUCGCCCAGCAACCGCCCCCGCCACCUCAACACCCAGCUCCGAAGCCCUGGGGCUCCCGCCCCCCCUCGACUUCGCCGAGCUGAAGCGCACAAAGAGCAUCCCCGAAACGCUGCACGUCCUCAUCGUAGAAGAUAACCUGGUAAAUCAGAAAGUGCUCGCCAAGCAACUGCGCAAUCUAGGCUGCAUCGUCAGCGUCGCAAACCACGGCCGUGAGUCGCUCGACUUCCUCCCCAGAACCACGCGCUGGAACCACGAUGCACACUCGGCGCGCUCGCGCACCCGGAGCCCGAGUACACACGUCGACCCCGAUGCUGCAGCCUUGCUCAGCACCCCCGAUGCCGCCGAUAAGCCUGUCGAGCUCUCGCUCAUCUUGAUGGACUGGGAGAUGCCCAUCAUGAACGGCCUGACGGCUGUCGCGAAGAUCAGGGAGCUGGAGCACGAUGGGCUGUUGGUCGGCAGAGUGCCGGUUAUUGGCGUCACGGCGAAUGUGCGACAGCAGCAGAUUGAGACGGCGAUUCAGGCGGGCAUGGAUGAUGUGGUUGGCAAGCCGUUUAGGGUUGCUGAGUUGCUUGCUAGGAUGAGGGGUAUUGUCAAGGGGAUUGGGGGCGGAUGA